Molecule: messenger RNA, 1560 nt
Organism: Paracoccidioides brasiliensis Pb18
Exons: 2
Coding region: 1-1560 (519 amino acids)
Source: RefSeq, a predicted model, not a curated record
AUGUCCACGGUUGAAAGGAGCCUCCACAGGGCUUCCAGUAUGACGACCAGUCCAAGAUUGUCCACGAAACGAGAAUCGACACCUCCAACCGUCUCUGAUCCAGCACUCCUCAUUAUCCAUGACCGUUUACAUCAGCUUGAUGCUAAAGUAAUCGAUCUGCGGACUUCAAUACUGACCCAAGAUGAAUACGUCAACCGACGAAACCGGGAAGAUGAGUACAUUCGAAGAGAAUUUGACGGGCAACGCCAGACCUGCAGCCGAAUCGAACUAAACGUAGGAAGGAUGAAGGGCGAUGUGUCCCAGUUGAAGGAUGGCCUAACGAAGUUGAAGUCUGAGAUGAUACAGCUGAGGACUCACCUCUCAGAGCUAAGUUCGAAGGAAGACUUUCUUCAGAGUGACAUCAGCCAGCUGCAAAGCGAUGUCAACCAGCUCCAGAUCGAUGUCCAGAAACUUCAUACCGACGUUUGUGCUACACGAACAGACCUCAGUCAGAUUCAGACUAUCGUGAGCCAACUUCACAUUGAUUUGAUGACACUCCAAAGGGAGUCGUCUCAGAACUUCGGAGCUGUCUUCUCUCGUUUCUCAGCAAUGGAAUCGCGUAUGAAGUACAUGGAACGUACACGAUUCAACUCUCUAGCCCAGACUGCAUAUGCACCCAUAACCCCGGUCCCUUUUGUCGAAGAAAACGGAGCUGUUCGUUGGCCAGAGUACUUCCCCCGGACUGUUUGGAAAUUCUGGUGUUUGAAGAAGCGAAACCGAAUUCAUCGCCUUGUCGAGCUUGCAGAGUUUUACGAAUUGGAAGGCUACCAGUAUUGGGGCCGUAUGCCGCAUGCACACGAUUCAACUUUCUCCACAGAUGGUGAUAUGAGUGACUCCAGUGACUCGAGUGAUUUACCCUCAGACCUCACCCGUGCAGAAGCAUCUCGCCAGUACCCGGAAGCUUGCCAUCAAGCUCUUGCGGCCACUUUGGGCCUUGUAUACUACAAGAUCAGAAAUGAAGUUGGCGAAGGUCCGUUUAGUCACGUCGUUCCAACUGCCCAUAAGCGUAUGCUGGAUGAAGUAGUAUCCGUCAAUUCUUCAUCGAAGUCGAAACCAUCUAAGAUUUCUCGUCGCUCCAACGAAACCUCACCGACAUACUUGCACCGUAACCACAUAGGACUAACGCUCGACACCAAAUCCAUUGUUUCAGAACAUCUGGAUAAACUGGGUUGGAAUGUCCAUGCGUCUCAAAUGUCCGAUGACACGAUGAGUAAACUGAAGGGGAUCGUAUCAGAUGAGGUCAAUUCUAUCCUGUUACAUGCAUUGGAGAGGGGUCGGAUUCAACUAAAACCCAAUCUUUUGGAACGUCCGCGGCAAUCCCCAACAGACUCCUCUAAGCUUAGCAUACGGGCCAAGCCCAACUUCGAUGAAUACCCUACCACCCACGAUGAUGACGUGGUUACUGUUGAGAAUACUGUUCCAACAGAGAUCAUUUCUCCUCGGUCAUCUGGCGAGGAUGGACCGUGGAUUCCAGGGCGUAUGUCGGAGACACCAAGUCCAUCGGCAAUCUCCAUGGAGUGA